Molecule: messenger RNA, 2191 nt
Organism: Papaver somniferum (opium poppy)
Lineage: Eukaryota; Viridiplantae; Streptophyta; Magnoliopsida; Ranunculales; Papaveraceae
Product: pentatricopeptide repeat-containing protein At5g13770, chloroplastic-like
Exons: 1
Coding region: 8-1891 (627 amino acids)
Molecular function (GO): protein binding
Source: RefSeq, a predicted model, not a curated record
UCAUCUCAUGGCGAUUUGGAAGACCAUUGAUUGGUCCCUAACUUCCACUAACAAGGAACCCCAAAUUUCACCGCCAUCUUCUUCGAAAAUCAUCAUUUCCGUCAUCUCUCUUUCAAAUCGUCGAUUCCUCUUCGUAAAUUCCUCUACAAAUUCACCAAUAUCAUAUCCUUCAUUAGAAGACACGACCAAAAAUGACCUCUUAACACUCCAAUUCGACUCUCAAAACCAGCAGAAUCUCUUCUUAGAUGAAGGAAACGUGAAUGAAUUUCUAUGUAAACUUUGUAAGGAUCCUCAAACAGAAUCUCUAGCUUUCCAAUACUAUGAAAAGGCGAAAGAUCGACCGGAAUAUCGACCUAAUCAGUUGAUAUUCAAGCUGUUGCUCAGGUACUUGAUUAAACACAAACAAUGGAAUUCAGUUUCAUCACUUGUUAAAGAUUUUAAGGAUUUUCAAAUCUUUCCUGAUGUGGUUACUUGUAGUAAGUUGGUAAGUGGUUGUAUGAAAGCAAGAAAAUUCAAGAUUGCAGAGAAUUUGCUUGAAACUUUUGAAUCUAUUCAAGAUAUUGCUGUUUCUGCGUUUAAUUCAGCCAUGAAAGGUUAUAAUAAGCUGCAUAUGUAUAGCAGUACAAUUUUAGUUUACAAUCGAAUCAAAUCGGCGAAAAUUUCGUUAGAUUUAGAUUCUUAUUAUCAGACAUUGGAAGCAUUUUACAGAACAGGGAAUACAGAGAAAGUUCUGUUCUUAUUCAAAGAAUUACAGAGCCAAAAUUUUGAUACAAACAAGAUUUAUACACAGAUUUACUUGGUAUUAUGCAAUUCUUUAGGGAAGUCCGGUCGUGCAUUCGAAGCUCUUGAUUUCUUUAAUGAAAUGAAAGGGAAAGGUGUUGUUGAAGAUUCAUUGAUUUACUCAUCUCUGAUUUCUUCUUUCGCUAGUAUCCGUGAAGUUAAAAUUGCUGAAGAAAUUUUCGAAGAAGCCAAAGAGAAAAAAUUAGUAAGAGAUCCAGCUUUGUUUUUGAGACUUGUUUUGAUGUAUGUUGAAGAAGGAUUAGUAGAGAAAACAUUACAAGUUGUUGAAACAAUGAAGGAGUUAGAUAUAAGGGUUUCUGAUUGUAUCUUUUGUGCAAUCAUUAAUGGAUAUUCGAGAAAACGAGGACUCAAUGAUGCAAUCGAAGUGUACGGCGAACUAAUUUCUCAAGGAUAUGAACCAGGUCAAGUUACUUAUGCUUCGAUCAUAAACGUUUACUGUCGAUUAGGAUUAUACGAAAAGGCUGAAGUGAUAUUCGCGGAGAUGGAAAGUAAGGGUUUUGUUAAAUGUGUAGUUGCUUAUUCCAGUAUGGUAUCAAUGUAUGGUAAAAUUGGAAGAUUAAGAGAAGCAAUGAAAAUGGUGGCCAAAAUGAAAGAAAGAGGUUGUGAACCAAAUGUUUGGAUAUAUAAUUCUCUACUGGAUAUGCAUGGAAAAGUUCCGAACUUAAGACAAGUUGAGAAGAUUUGGAAAGAAAUGAAACGCAGGAAAGUUAUGCCAGAUAAAGUUAGUUAUACGAGUGUCAUAUAUGCAUAUAGCAAAGCCAGAGAAUUCGACGAAUCUUUGAAGUUUUACGAAGAGUAUCGGUUUAAUGGAGGUUCGAUUGAUCGAGCUAUGGCGGGAAUUAUGGUUGGAAUUUUUUCCAAGAAUAAUAGAAUUGAUGAAUUGGUUAAGCUUUUACAAGAUAUGAAAGCAGAUGGAGCUGGUCUGGAUUUGAGACUUUAUAGAUCAGCUAUGAAUGCUUUAAGAGAUGCUGGUCUUGAAGAUCAAGCAAAACGGUUUGAAGAAAGUUUUGAUUCCAUAAAUACUCCGAACAGGGAACCAAAUCGUCCUGUUCAAAAUAUUUGGGUUCGCAAACUGCCUGUUGAACCAUGAGAGCAGUUUCCAGUAGCUGUGUUAGCUGGUACAAAUUGUGCAGCGUGUAUGGAAACAGAUCAUAUACUCCACAAUGUCCACAUCCUGUUUUUUAACUGAUUCUUUUCUUUACUCAAGUAUUUGUGUCUAAGUCGACAUUGCUAAUUUGGGAUCAACAUGGUGUCCUAUCCCCAUUAUCCUUGCUCCUCCCUCCUUUUUCCUGUUUGGUUCUCCCUAUGCCUUUUAAUAAAGAUAUCUCAUAUCUGUAAUACACGAAAAAUUUAAUGAACAAAAUCGCUAUAGAAAAUUGGAUUUAUUGCA